AUCGCCGUUAGUGCCCCUUUGUCCCAUACACUUAGCCUGUUGACUGGAACAUGUUCAUCGAUGUAUGAAAGGGGCGGGUAGAACGAGGGAGGGACGCCAAUGCUAGAAAUCCAACAGUAGGGUGAGACUCGCUUGGAGUCGCUGAGGGCAGAGCUCCGAGUGAAUGAACCAAGUGCCAGGGAGGCAGAUGGGCAUGCAGCAGGCACUAUGAUCAGACUUGGAGGUACCAUGCUGGCCAGAGAGAAGAUGGUGGCAUUUUUGCGGGAGGAGUUUGACCCUGACAACUCUGGCUAUAUCAGUACGGAGAAGUUCCGCUCCCUCCUGAGAACCCAUGCGUCUGAGCUGGACCCGCACAAGCUUGAGGUGCUGCUGGCGUUGGCCGACAACAAUGCCGAUGGGAAGAUCUGCUACCAGGACUUUGUCAAUCUGAUGAGUAACAAGCGGUCAAACAGCUUCCGCCGAGCAAUUCUUCAGGGAAGUCGGAAACUGAAAGGUACCCCUCUGCUGGAGGAGCCUGGCCUUAAUGCUUCCCAGAGGCUCAUUCGUCAUGUGGCGUAUGAGACUCUGCCCAGAGAGAUCGACCGCAAGUGGUACUACGACAGCUACACCUGUUGGCCACCGCCGUGCUUCAUGAUCACCGUGACAAUUGUGGAGGUGGCAGUGUUUGUCUAUUAUGGCCUCGUCCUAGACAGAUGGGUGCUACAGGUGUCCCAUCCCCACUUCCUGAAGGGUCCGCUAAUCUACCAUCCCAAGUUACGGAUCCAGGCUUGGCGGUACGUCAGUUACAUCUUCAUGCACACAGGAAUAGAACAUCUCAGCCUUAAUGUGGCCCUCCAGCUUCUAGUUGGUGUUCCACUGGAGAUGGUGCACGGAGCCAUGCGGAUUGGCCUGCUUUAUAUAUUUGGGGUGCUUGCAG
Messenger RNA from Polypterus senegalus (gray bichir), 916 nucleotides. Its product is annotated as rhomboid-related protein 3-like. The annotation marks the transcript as partial. The transcript has 5 exons. Gene Ontology annotation, cellular component: membrane. The record is from RefSeq and is a predicted model, not a curated record. Gene Ontology annotation, molecular function: serine-type endopeptidase activity; calcium ion binding. NCBI's taxonomy places the organism in Eukaryota, Metazoa, Chordata, Cladistia, Polypteriformes, Polypteridae.